GUUAUUUCUUAUAAAUUAUAUCAAUUUUGAUAUUAAUCAUCAUCGAUGUAUUAAAAUUCUAUAUAUUUAUAUGCAAUUCUUGCUUUGUUUAUGUCGCAGCUGGGAAAUCUUGUGUCAGAAAUUCUUAUUAUGCCUCUCCGUUUUAUGCUUACUGCAAAUGCGUAUGCGGAAUUCUUGGGACCGAAUGAAUUUCAUUCUAUCCUGUAGUCCCUACAUGACCCCAACCUGCGAGGUACUAUGGGCGCAACCUUGGAACGGCCUAGUCCUUUGUUCGAUACGUGGAAUAAAAGCGAUGUAAAAAAGGGUUGUCGUGAUGCGUCGCGUUCCCACUCGGAGCACUUUCCGUGUAAUUAAGGAACCCGGCUUUGCGGAAUUUGCAUGCGUGCAUUCGAUCCGGUGUGUGUAUAUGUGUGUGUGCGUGUGCGGGCGCGCGCGUGUGUAUGUAUAAUAACAUAGUUAUAUAUUUGUUAAAUUUAAAAUCACGCUGUAACGUGGAAUUAUCUUGCAUGCAUUGUGUGAUAUUUUACCAGAAUACUCCAACAUGAGUGAGAAAGGAAGAUAAAUUGAAAGAGAGAGAGAAAGAUAUACAUGUAACACAGACGUUAAACAUCUAAUCCAUCCGGAUACCAGAAGACCCGGAUAUGCAGGAUGUGCCCGGGCCUGUGGAUCCAUAGCUGUGUUAUUCGAAUGCCCGGAUCCGAUCUCGACGUUUAGACUAUUUAAAUACAGACAUGUUUUAGUCGUCAAGUCGAGAUUCGAAUCUCCAUCUCCGGGAUCUCGGCCCGGAGUUUUGAGUUCGGUUAGGAACAUAAAACCAAUUAUAUAUUGUCAUAAAUUUUUACUAUCGUUAUAAAUUACUAUAACCGUAUUCUUAUAAUCUUGUGUGUGGAAAUUACAGCAUAUGUGACCUAAUUUAGGAAACUCAUGGUAAAUAUGAAAAGAAUACAUUUAAAGGCGGGAAAAGGCAUAAAUUAACGUCUUAUAUCGAUAAUAUCGAGAAAUUGUCGUAAUUACAAUCUUAGUGUGAAAGAAACUGUCCGUUCCAUUCUUCGCUUUCUCAUUUACCACCGCUUUUUGACGCGUUUAUAUCUGUCUAACUGUGUCUAUUCAUGAAGCCCGUCAUUCCGCGCAAUUAGAACAAACAGAUACCUGACGUUUUAUUUGCGCUAACGUUAGAAACCCUUUUCUCAGGCGUAUUAUCUCCGGCCCUUUGUGCAUCGAGGCACCGUGGUCGGGCGUGUCAACAUGAUAUUCGUGGUGUUAUUAACGUAUUGGCUUUGUGCACACUUAGAUUUGUUAUUCAAAGUAGACCUCUAUGAAUUUUUAUGGAUGUAAGAAGAAAAUGUAAAAGAGCGUUUUCUCUUCACAUCUCCACAAGUUCCGUAUUUUUACGGAAAUAUAAUGCGUACCUCUGUCUCGGACAACAUCGUGCUAAGUAGUUCAUUUAUUAGUAUUAGCUGUGACUAUAAACUACGAUCUGAUUUAAUUAGGUUCAUGCGUACAUUGAUCUAUGAGAGUUGAAAUUUUCUUAAGACACUUUUGCUUUCAUAGAGUUUUCGUAGAAUUCUUAUAAUAGCUUUUUAUAGUUUUCGUUAAAUAUUAUAUAGCAAAUGUUUCUGGAAGACACCGCGAAGAACUCCAUCUCAGAUAAGGCGACUAACCGUAAGGGUUAUCGGGAAAAGAAGAGUGUCAUGCGUUUUUCUAUAGUAAGGCAACGUGCUGCUGCCUUUCGAUUCUAAUCAGACGCCGGGAGAAAUCCAGUGCGCGAUAAUAUGCGACUACUGCUUCGUUUUUAUCAAGGUGGCGAUAUUCUUGUUGACAUACUUUUCCGAUUACCGUUGGGGUAAGGAGGGAAUUUUCAUCGAUAAUAAUGACCCUAUUUACCAUUAUUCUCUACAUCGCCCGAUCAUCGAUCUGGCCUGCAGUGCACUCGUCUUGCGCCAUCAUACAAGAUGUACAAAAACGGAACUGUGUCUCGCGGCAGAAGCUUCCUCUAUCAUUCAUGAUGAAACGUCGAUUUUGCACCUUUUAUUCCAAUAUGAUCUUCUAAUUAUAUCGGAAACAAAGAUCGAUCGUAUCUCGCGUUCGCAUCAAGGAUACGUUUCAAGACAUAUGUCAGCCGCAACAUCCUGUUCUCGCGGCGGUAGUUCCUCCAUACUCGAUACUGUGGAAACGCCGAUACACGGGGAAACGUUAAAAAGGAAAAAUCGGCAAUACAAAACGAUCAAGUUAUCGAUCAUAAUUGCGGGGCAAGGCAACUCGUUUCUGCCCGUCCUUGACGAGGAUCCACUUCGGCGAUCGUCCACCUCGAUGCAUUAUGCAAAUUGCUCGGGCCGGUCGUGGGUUGCCGCGUAUUUCUUCCUUUUUUUCGAUCCCUUUUUUUGUUCACUCUUGGACGUUCUACAACUUUAAAGUCGCGUUCACACCGAGACGAUUCUUCUCACUGUAGACACUGUUGAACCCUUCGAAGUAUCACGGUAUCUUUAUAGUGCUGGAUUAAUUGAAUUCCGCGAAAUCGGUCUUGCAUAACGACCUUAUUUUACUUUUCAAACGCGUCUCGGCCGAUAGAUCGAUGACCUUUAUUAAGAAAAAUAAAGAUAAGAUGAGACGAUAAUUUAGAUAAAUAGAUAUUGCCGUCUGAUUUGAUAACUAGCUUAGGAUAGUGAUAUGUGAUAUAUAUUGACAUUUAAUAUCACGAAAUUAAUUAAACUUUAGAUAUUACUAUUACUUUUAUAUGUUCUGCAUUGUUUUCAUUUUUAGUUUAUAGUUGUAUUAUAUUUAACAUUUAGGAAAAAUAGGAUAUGUUUAAUUCAAGGGGAAAAGGAAAAUGCAAAACUUAUUUUUUUAUAAAUCUCACGUACAGUAUCAGCAAAAAGUGAAUACUUAUUUAAAAGAAAAUAUUAGUUUCAUCAGUGAAUGUUGCGUUAAUUGCGAAUACAGACCAAAAUUGGAAAAACGAGCGGGCGAUAGCCGCUCAUUGUGCGGUCACAACGGGUGAGCGGGACUUAAAUGGCCGAUGAUGCAGUGCGAUGCAACGGCAGACUGUGCCAUGAAGCGAAAACUCGGGAUUUACUCUCUCGCGAGAGAACACGUGCUCCUCUGUCUUUCUAUUCACCUUCGCGUCUGCCACAAGAUGCGCACUCGAAAGCCACCCCUGUUCCCUUUGCGAGUUAUUCUUAGCGUUUCCUUGUCCCUUGACGGACAAUCUACUUGACAGACCAGACACAUUUUCCGCGCGAUAUUACCCAGUGAACGACACAGAAAGAUAAAUCUCCGGCUACGAUUAGAUUAGAGUUACUAAUUGAAAGCGUAUAUCCAGGAAUUUAUCACGAGGAUUAAAAUGGACACUUUACGACUGCUAUUUUUAUUCUACUUGUACGUUCCCUCGCUCUUGGACGGCACGUUCUCUCCGAAGCGCGUUCUAAAAAGGAAGCGCGCUCCGGAGUAUCGUAUCGGCAACCUUCAUCGAUAGGGAAAAACGCGCGUCGUUUCCUGCCGUGGACCGCCGUCUUAUAAUACUCUUGCGAAACUCGUCAGCCGGUUGCUCGAUCAAUGAAAUCGUCGUUCUUUUCCCCGCCGAGCGACACACUCCGGUCCAUUCCUCCUGCCUUCGAGGCUGCCGGUCCCCCUCGACGUUCCCUUAAUAUUUCCAUAUGUCGAGUCGAUUCACGUGCCGCGCUUUUCAAAGGCUACCUACGCGUAGCCUAGCAGGGGCGGCCUACGCGCCGCCACGGGCUCCGGGAACCCGUUCACCCACCUUCGACCUCGCCCCUUCGCAUUCGCCACCACCAACGUGGUUUCACCGGGCCCGUACGUGCGCCUGCGUCCGCCUAAGCCGCAGUUUCCGACAGUGUCCUAUUUGGUACUGUCACAGUGCCUUGGUCCUGCGAGACCGUUGGCCAGAGCUGUUCGGUUGAUCGAACUCACAUUGCCGCGCGUUUCCUCUAGUUUCGAAUAGGAUAAAUUGAUUUCCAACUGUUUCAAGCAAGAUUGGUUGGCCCAACGCAUUUUGGCCGUGCCGGUUAAAGCUUCCCGUUCGGUGUGUUUGUCGAGUCUUGUGCAUACAGUGCGAUCGAUUUAGCCAGGACGCUUCAUUAGAGAGCCAAUAAAUCGAGUUGGCAUCCGUUUCAUGUGAUCAUCAUAUAGUAAUGGUAGAGAAAUAUUGAUCAAGUCGGUCUUUUGGAACCAAAGUAGUAGAUAUACAUCACGUUGUGGUGAUCGUGAACAGGACGAAUCGGAACGUUGAUUGAAUGAAUCGACACGAUUUAUCACGAGUGACAAGCGUCGAGAAGUAAUUGCCAGGAUUUCUAAUCUAGCUCGCGCGAUCUCGUAUUCGUUUACGGGGACAAAUGGUGGUUGCGCCUGCGAACACAGCGACGUGGAAUACAUGAAACGGGGAGUCGCAGAUAUGAUUUCGGCCAUCGUACUUCGACGUCACGUUAACAAGCUCGAGUCGACUAAUAAUAGACACGAGUCUGCCGACUCUUCCUAAUGGCUUUGCGUGAGAUGAGAAUCAAUCAAAACGCUUAUAUGCGCAAAACAUUCAUAUGCGUAAUAUCCGCAACAUCAGCGAUAGUUUGCUGCUCAUCGCACUCCGCCCAACGUACCCGUGCAACUGAUUCACUUUAGCGUUACAGAUGUGUCUGAAAUGAUAGACGAUUCAUAUAUCAAACGUUGAUAAGACAACUGCAGAGAUAUGUAAGCAGAAGCAACUGAGUCACGAUAACUGGGCCGAUUCGAGUCUUCAAACCGACGACCGAAAUACAGAAGAGCCGUGGACGAUUAUUGGGGGCAAUUAAAAGGAAUUUGUAAUACGAAAUAAAUGGCGAUCACCGUCGUGAGCAACUGCCUGGGCCCACCGCCUUUGCCACCCGGGAAACGGUUUCUGCACAAGUCUUCAAGAAAGUUGUCGUCCACAUACAAAAGCUUCCGCGACCCCGCCGUGGAAGCCUGGCUGCCCCAUGGGAUCCUGGAAGAUAGUCCUAUGGCGAAGUCGCGCCCCGACGAGACGAUUGGUCAUGGGGUCACCGCUAAGCGGAGUCUCUUCAGAAGUUGCUCCGAGGGUAAUUUGUACGCGCGCAAAACGGCGGUCGUGCUGGCGAACAGUACGCCCCUGGACAAGUGCAUCAAGGCGAUUUACGGCAGCUGGAAAAACCUCUUGCAUUUUGGCGGUAUGAGCCGGCCGUCCAAAGCCGUGACCCAAGCGAAGAAAGUAGCGCCACCGGCUGUACCAGACGUGUUUCGACACUCUGGUUCCUCUUUUGGCUCGGCUGGAUAUGCUAGCAGCGAGGAUAGCUGCUUCCUCUCCGGAAGCGGCCCCGGAGGUACGACGGACGAUGGUUCCUACGGGAUGCCAUCUGGAAAAAGUCCGGGACCUAUUUUUACCCAUCCUGGCUUUGCCUUCCCGCCGGUCGUCGGCAAGUACGCCCACGCCGAAGAUCAAGGUAUUGACAUGACCCAGAGCCCUGGCAGGGACAGUCCUGGUAGUUCGGGAUCAGGUUCCGGUUCCAGACAUUCCACAGCGUCGCUCGACUCGGGGAGGGCGUCUGGAUAUCACUUGGGACCUAGAGGACCCGGUGCUCUCGCCUCAUCUCCCAGGUGUUCCAUCAGUUCUCUCGGGAGUCAUCCUGAUCGGCCAGCGGAUCUGGACGUUGUUCACGCCUGGUUGACCGAGCUUCAAUUUGAAGAGUACUUUCCUUUGUUCGCUUCCGCGGGUUACGACCUCGCUACUAUAACGCGCAUGACACCGGAGGAUCUCACGGCAAUAGGUAUCAAAAAACCUAAUCACAGAAAGCGGCUGAAGGCGGAAAUAGACAAUUUGAAUAUAGGGGAUGGGUUACCGGAACACGUACCCGGCUCGCUGGAAGAAUGGCUCAGGCUUCUCAGGCUCGAGGAAUACCUCAGCGCGCUUCAUCAACAAGGUAUGCGUUCCGUUGAAGACGUGACGACUCUCACCUGGGAGGACCUCGAGGACAUUGGCAUCGUACGUCUGGGGCAUCAGAAGAAAUUACUGCUGGCGAUUAAAAGAGUUAAGGAUAUCCGCGCCGGCAAACGUAUACAGCCACUUGAUCUCGCGCGUCUGCCGCCACAUCCUGGACACACACAGGAUGUUGUUAUUCAACGAGGUGGACCCGAUCUGCCAUCGCCCGACGAGGAUUGCUCCUCGCCUGUGCUCAGAUCUUUCCAAAGAGGUGGGAAUGACGCAACCUCCGGUGCUACUUGGAGAAGUAUGUACGCCGCGCUUCCAACCGACUAUAACACAGUCGGUCGUACUGGUUCUCGGGGGAAAUCCCUGGAGAGUUUGGAGGAUGCACCUCUUGGUUAUCCUCCGUCACCAGCACCGGCGUCGCAUCCGCAACCCCUCGUGGACUGGCGUCCACGCAGCUUCGAGGACGGCGAUCUCACGCCGACGAAUGACGCUUCCGUUGUAGACGCCGGUGGCGGCACUCUGCCGCGACCGAGACACUGUCUCGUUCGUCCGCGGCCUGUGGCUAAGGUCACCGCGACGCCGGGGCAAUACAAGUCCCUGCCCAGGGACUUCGACAACAAGUAUCAGUUAACGUACGGGCUCGAGAGCAGCCCGCACCUUCCGAAACGAUGUCCUCCAUCGCCCCCGAGGCGACAGAGUUCCAGAGACGCAAGCAAUUCUUCCGUGGUUGGCGUGGGCGGCACGGCGGUCGGCGACGUCGUGAUAGAUUGCAGCGGGCCAGUACCAACCGCCACGUGUGAUGAUCAUCAUCUGCAUCAACACCAUCAUCAACACCAUCAUCUGCUUCAUCAUGCAUCGCCACCACCGCCGGCACCGACACCGGCGCCUUCCACGCCACCGCAACUAAACCGACCGCCUCCCUCCAUGUCGCGCUCAUGGGGCAGCGUUGGUGUUAACGUCAACGAAGAGCACGAGCUGAUUGCCACUCUCGCUCUGCAGCAUCGCAACGGUUCGGACGCUAGUUUCAAGUCGAGUUCCAGUACGGAGUCGGACUCGUUGCCGUUUGCCAAUGAGAAUGCCGGCACGAUUAAGCAGAGAGCCGGCCGUGCGCAAGACUACGUACCGAGUGGACCGAACAGUAUCGCCGCUCACAUGGUCAAUCAUCAUUCCGGUGGUGAGCCAGCGGACGUUUUGAACGAUAUCGGAAAUAUGCUUGCCAAUCUCACGGACGAGCUCGAUGCGAUGCUCGAGGAAGAAAAGCGCCAAGGCCUGAACUCAUAAUCGUCACUGCCUUCGUUUGCAUUUUUUCUAAUCCAGACCAGAGUUGCCAUAAGGAUUGAACAGAUUUGAGCGAAUCUCGUCGUUUUUUGCGAGACGACAACUCGGACGCGGGUGCGAGGAUGCAUGCGGAGUUGUGGACACGAGUGAGAUGCGACGCGGGGAGGACGAGUCGCGUCGAAACUGCAACGUCUCGAAUCCUAAGGAUCUUAAAGACAGAAAUACACCUAUCGACAUACAUAAAAAAACUCAUUCCUCCAUUGCGUUUCGUGAGGAGGAACGAGUAAGACGCAUCAUCAUCAUCAUCGCUUCUACAUGGAUGAUAAUGUUCUGUUUUCGUACUGUACAGAUUAAUGCGUAUGUGUAGAACGUGUAUUUGCGUGAUUUAUACCUUGCUUCAGUAAGUUCUCACUGGGAAAGGAAAAGUACUUUAUUUUCUACAUGGGAACCCAUGUCGAAUGGUGGUAUUCCAUAAAGUUCUCUGGAACUGCAGCCGUCUCGCAAUGGUAUCGCACAAUUUUUCAUUUUUAUUAUCUCCUACUUCUUUUGAAGUAGCCAUAGUAUUCCUUUUGUUAUCUUUUCUUUUUUUUUCUACUACCGACAAUAUUAGAACCGAGUGAUAAUAUAACGAGUAUCGCUCAUCGCGUAAUAAAUUAGCGCGAUCGAUUAGUUGCAUCGUCAUGCAAACCACAUGAAAUAUUGAUGCGGCAGGAGGGGAGGGGGAAGAAAUUUUUAAAUAAAUAAAGGUAUAUAUAUAUAUAUUGGACAUGUAAGUAUGGUUUGUAUUUGUAGAGCGUGUGUCGCAAACGAUUCGGAGAAAAGCAUACACGUCUUCUGUAUAAUAAAGUCCAUCUUAUGUUAUUUGCUUCUGCGAACGCACGAGAUCUCACCCCUCUUCUCGAAGAAUUUACGUUUUCCGUUAACGUCACGUACAUUCCAGUUGACAUUUUUCCAUUUCCGUCCUGCAUUGAAUCGAUAGCUAGAGAUUGGGAAGAUUUUCUAUUCGCAGUUGAGUCUCCUGUGUAAAAGCAUGGUGCGCGGAUAAUCGUAUGUCUCAUCCGAGUAGAACGCGUCUUUAAACGUCAGAGAGAGAGAGACACACACACACACACACACACACACAUUCAUAGAUUGUUACAAUGAUAGAGGAUAAUUAUUAUCUUUCACUAUGCAUAUUGUGGUGGUAUGAUUUUUACGGAAAGGACUACACGUACAUAUACACACACGCAUGUACUAGACAGUGCUUUCCCCAGUGACAGAAGUUCCGUAAGAAAUGUCAUCGACUACAAAUAGAAUAUUUCAAGGCAAUACGGUUUAUAGCGCAGAGAUGUAAGUGAGGGUAUGCCAAUUAACACUUUUGUAUUUAUUACUUGUACUAAUAAAACAUAGAGAAACUUACGUACGUAACUUACUAUUGUUGUAUGAUACAUUCAGACGGUGCGGAGCACUUGGAGAGUAUUCAUACGUAUUAAAUCAAAGUAAUGGUAGCUGUAGCGCAGCACACACACACACACACACCUGCGAGGUAGGUGCCCGCGAGUGGUCUUCACUGAGAAUGUCUUACUGGUUACUGGUCCCAAGAUCUGGAUGUGUAGCGUUUUUGCAAGGAACUUUUAUAAAAAAUACUUUAUACGGACGGACGACGAUCUUCAUCUGCCUUGACAAAGUCGCCAAGCGGUGCACUCGAGUUAGGAAUUUUUUCGAACAUCGUGUCACACUUAAAUAUUUACAGUGCAUUGACGAUAAGAUGGAACGAAAUUGUUUGGUACUACAGAAGAUCUGCAGGAAUCGCGUGUGUCAGGAUACAUUGAUUAAAUUUUUUAUAUAUCGAUCUCUUCCGUAUUAUCAAUAUUCAUAAUGAUGCUUCACGUACCAGUUUCGACGGCUGCGAAACGCAUGAUUUACAGUUAAAAAUGUAUGAUUAUUACAUUAUUGUACUCCUGCGACAUGCUAUUUUCUUUUAUCCUGACGGGGGCCGUCACUCAUAAUCGGAGCCAGUUGCGCUCUACAGAUAAGAAGAAAACAUUAGUAGUACGUAUACAGAAUUUUGAGGUACACUUAAACUUAGGAUUAAUUAAUUAAACUGAAGGCUGCUCGAUGCAGGCGGGAGAUUUGUUUUGUUAAUUACUGGUAGAUAUAGUUCUAUAGAAUAAUAUAUAUAUAUAUAUAUAUAGAUAUAUACUGCAUACAUACAUAUGUAUAUACGGAUCGUCGUGGCAAGACCGAAUAUUUUUUUAACGAUGGGCUUUGACGAAAUCGGACAAGUUUUACCAAACAUUGCGAGUAGUUGCUAGUAAAUUUUAUCUUUUAAAUUGUUUAUGAUUUACACACAAGUAGCUUGCAACUAAAAAUUGAUUUCUCGAUAUUUCUUUUCUCUCGAGCGAAGCGAAGAAAUUCUAAAUUAAUGGAAAAUCCAUGAACGCGAUAAAAAAAGGCAUUCGAUCUUCUAAGCGUGUCAUGUCCUGCACGCGUAUGUAUGUAUGCACGUAUGUACAUCAUUGAUAAGCAGUGAAUUUAGGAGGGCGUGUUCGCGCGACGAGUCUUCGAGCGAGAUGGGACGACGCGUUGUCUUCACCGAAUAGAUCGAUUGCAUUACCGACGUGCGAUUUCGCACUUACGAGCGAGCUAUGCACAUGGAUUUCUACUGAUUUCUACCGCAAUUUGAUACGUACACGAUGCUACGGUAAUGCGGUAACUCCGAACGCCGGCGUGUGUGCGAACGCCGAAUAUUUUGCGCCAGCGAGAGAUCAUCACGGCAUCAUUACACAUUCUCCGAUUGUUAUUGUACAGAUCUUAUUGAUCUUCAGCGGCGGAUUAUUGUGUGUUUCGAUUAAUUUAUGUACUUUGUACCGAUAAGUAUUCGAACCGCUUACGAGACUUAUAUCAUAGGAUAUAUAUAUAUAUAUAUAUAUGUAUGUAUAUGCAUAUAUAUAUAUAUAUAUAUACAUAUAAAAAAUCAGUAAAAGAAUUAUUGCGUGAAGGAUGAUUAUUGCGUGUAAUAGUAGCCGGAGUCGCCUGUUACGCGUAGAGGAACUGGUUAUUUUGAAAGUGGUGCGAAUCGAGCCUCGAGAGAUCGUUUUCGAGAGAUAGGAGAGCGGUACACAGUAUUUCGUAUAAUAUUUUAUAUUUAAUCUUCGCUGUCACGAGCGACGUGGAUUUAUACAUGGUAUACCCGUAUAAGCACUUUCCACUCUCCUCUUAUUAGUAAUGUUAAUGUUCUCAGAUAACAAUUAUGCGUUCUUCUCAGCUGCCUUGUUAGUUUUCAUAUACCCGACAUACGGUUGAGUUAGCCGACGGAAAACCGUGCAGAUUUUUAAUGUUAUUACGCGCGCGCGCCAUGAGAGAAGUUGUAACGAGACGAGUCGUAACACGAGUUACUCGCAGUUUGCUAAAUAAACGGUAAAAUCCAUUGUUUUCCAAGUUUAUUGCGUUCCAACUGCAGAUCAGCGUGUGUGUACCUGUGCGUGCUUUUUUUCCACACAAGCGACGCUCUCUCUCUGCGAUAAUAACGAGAAAGCAUCGUGUGAACCGGCGUCGUCGGUGUCACUUAAAUGAACCCCGUCGUUUGAAAAUUUCCUGCGUAAGGCCUCGCGAUCUUCGAAUCGAAGAUCGCCGAGAGAUCGCGAGAACGCGAGAGCGAGAGCAAUUCUCUUGAGCAAUUUCUUUGCGGUUGCAUUCAUUGCAUUCUUUCACUACGCAUGACGCGGACGAUGCGUGCAGUUUCCACCGUAUGAAUAAUCGCUUUGCUUUCAGAUCAAUGUACGAAUCUGAUGAUUCUGUGAGUGAAAGAUUUUUCGUUUUUUGUUGGUGUUUUUUUUUUUCGUUGAUCCCCACGGUUUCCAGAAUAAGUCUGCUAAUGAAUUCCGAGCUCGUGUGCCUCAUAGGCGAUCGAUCGACCACGGUUCCCUGAAUACACGGCUUCUACGUGGUGUGUAAAAAUUACACACACAUGUAUAUAUGUGUGUGUGUAUAAUAUAUACAUGUAUAGUUUUUUUACGAACGUAAUGCGUUGCUAAAAACCUCGUCCAUCCGAGGCGAACCCAAACGCCCUAAACUUGCAUUGUACAACCCCCUUCCACUCCUCCAAGUUAGUUUAAAGCGCGUGUUAGACGUAUCAUUUGGUUUAUCGAUUAAGAGGAAAAAAAAACGGUAAUUGAGAUAUCUUUAAAUAAAGCCAAUGGACACACU
Ooceraea biroi (clonal raider ant) is the source of this 11395-nucleotide messenger RNA. RefSeq names its product CRK like proto-oncogene, adaptor protein (gene ckn). The record is from RefSeq and is a predicted model, not a curated record. Gene Ontology annotation, molecular function: protein phosphatase binding; signaling adaptor activity. Lineage: Eukaryota; Metazoa; Arthropoda; Insecta; Hymenoptera; Formicidae. Gene Ontology annotation, cellular component: axon; focal adhesion. Gene Ontology annotation, biological process: cell surface receptor protein tyrosine phosphatase signaling pathway; axonogenesis.